GACCGAGAGCACUAUCCACUAUAAUAGAUCGGCGCAGGCACAGAUGUGCCAGGGCUUGUGCUAACGUCACAAAGAAAUGUUGCUGUAUCCUAAACCAUAUAGUUCCAUAUAAUAAAUAGACAUUCCUGCAUCUUGUGUUCUUAUUUUUGUCGUCAGAAUAAUUUUGUUAGGGAAUAUAACUGAUCUAGAUACCGUUAGCGUAUAUCUAUGGGCCAGCCAACGUUAAGCGCACACGCAGACGUUCCGCUAUACUCUGCUACAAUUUCCCCGAAGAUGGCGGCGAGCGGACGUGUUCACCUACUCUUACUGUUGAUGUCAGUGCCAUUCUGUCUGUGUACCGUUCAAGGAUUGAAAGCACCUAGCGGCAAUGGAAACGGACUCGGUAAUCCGCCACCAAACCCUCCGGUUCCCGUUAAUAUUGUUGGAGCGCCCGGUCCAGUCAAUAACGUCCCAGUUGCUCCUGCUGUUGCGGCCAUGACGCAGCCUCGGAGGGCUACCGGGUGGAAGCUGGCGGAAGAGCAGUCCUGCCGGGACGACUUGACCCGGCUUUGUCCCAAACACACAUGGAGCAACAAUUUAGCUGUCCUGGAGUGUUUACAGGACAGAAAGGAGGAAACCGAGAUUGCUGUCGACUGCAACCAUUUGCUAUGGAACUACAAGCUGAACCUGACAAUGGAUCCCAAGUUUGAGUCUGUGGCCAUGGAGAUCUGCAAGAGUACUAUCACUGAGAUUAAGGAGUGUUCGGAGGAGGAGCGUGGUAAGGGUUACCUGGUGUCCUGCCUGGUGGAUCACCGUGGUAACAUCACAGAGUACCAGUGUCACCAGUACAUCACCAAGAUGACCUCCAUCGUCUUCUCAGACUACAGACUCAUCUGUGGCUUCAUGGACAAGUGUAGAGAGGACAUCAACACGCUACGCUGUGGAAGCAUCAACGUUGGAGAGAAGGACAUCCAUUCACAGGGUGAGGUCAUAGCGUGUCUGGAGAAAGCCUUAGUCCGAGAGGCGGAGCAACAGGACCAGGCUCAUCCAAUCAGAGAGGAGUGUAAGAAGAGCAUCAUGCGCGUAGCGGAGCUGUCGUCAGACGACUUCCACCUGGACAGAUUCCUGUACUUCUCCUGCCGAGAGGACCGAGAACGCUUCUGUGAAAACACCCAAGCAGGAGAGGGCAAGGUCUACAAGUGUCUCUUCAGCCACAAGUUUGAGGAGGCCAUGUCUGAGAAGUGUCGAGAGGCCCUGACCACGCGUCAGAAGCUGAUAACCCAGGACUACAAGGUUAGCUACUCUCUGACCAAGGCCUGUAAGGCUGACCUCAGGAAGCACCGCUGUAACCUGGACACCAACAUGCCCCGCGCUAGAGAGGCACGACUAUCAUAUCUGCUACUAUGCCUGGAGUCUGCUGUACACAGGGGUCGUACAGUGUCUGAGGACUGCCAGGGGGAGAUGUUGGAGUACCGUAGGAUGCUGAUAGAGGAUUUCUCUCUGAGUCCAGAAAUAGUGCUCCACUGUAGAGGGGAGAUCGAGACCCACUGCUCCGGACUCCACAGGAAAGGACGUACCCUCCACUGUCUGAUGAGGGUGGGCCGGGGGGACAAGGGAAGCACAGUGGACGGACUCUGUCAGAGCGCGCUCCAGACCUUGAUCCAGUCAGCUGAUCCUGGAUCAGACUACAGGAUAGACCGGGCCCUGAACGAAGCCUGUGAGUCUGUUAUCCAGACGGCCUGCAAACACAUCCGCAGCGGGGACCCCAUGAUCCUGUCUUGCCUGAUGGAGCACCUGUAUACAGAGAAGAUGGUGGAGGACUGUGAACGCAGACUACUGGAGCUACAGUACUUCAUCUCUAGAGACUGGAAACUGGACCCCAUCCUGUAUAAGAAGUGCCAGGGUGACGCUGCCCGGCUGUGCCACACCCACGGCUGGAAUGAGACCAGCGAGCUGAUGCCACCUGGGGCCGUGUUCUCGUGUCUCUAUCGCCAUGCCUACCGCACCGAGGAGCAGGGACGACGGCUGUCUCGUGACUGUAAGGUAGAGGUACAGAGGAUCCUCCACCAGAGGGCGCUAGAUGUGAAACUAGACCCUGAUCUCCAGAAGCGCUGUUUGACUGACCUGGGGAAGUGGUGUAGUGACAAAACUGGCACGGGACAGGAGUUGGAGUGUCUGCAGGACCACCUGGAAGACCUGCUGUCAGGGUGUGGAGAGGUGGUGGGCAACCUGACAGAGCUGCAGUCUGAGGACAUUCAUAUUGAGGCUCUGCUGAUCCGGGCCUGUCAGCCUGUCAUCCAGUCUCACUGCCAUGAUGUAUCUGAUAACCAGGUGGAUACAGGGGAUGUGAUGGAGUGUCUGGUUCAGAACAAACACCAGAAGGAGAUGAACAGCAAGUGUACCGUGGGAGUGACACACUUCCAGCUGAUCCAGAUGAAGGACUUUCGUUUCUCCUACAAAUUCAAGAUGGCGUGUAAAGAGGACGUGCUCAAGCUCUGCCCAAACAUCAAGAAGAAGGUGGAUGUAGUGAUCUGUCUCAGUACUACAGUGAGGAAUGACACUCUGCAGGACGUCAAGGAGCAGCGUGUCUCUCUCAAGUGUCGGAAACAACUCCGAGUAGAGGAGCUGGAGAUGUCAGAGGAUAUUCGUCUGGAACCUGAGUUGUAUGACGUGUGUAAGACCGACAUCGGGCGGCUCUGCUCCAACGUGGUGUUCGGUAACGCUCAGAUGAUGGAGUGUUUAAAGGAGAGGAAGAAACAGCUGUCUCAGCAGUGUCACCAGAGGGUGUUUAAACUACAGGAGGGAGAGAUGCUGGAUCCAGAACUGGACUACCAGCUCAUGAGGGUCUGCAAGCAGAUGAUUAAGCGGUUCUGUACAGAUGUGGAUGCUAAGAACAUGCUGCAGUGUCUGAAACAGAACAAGAACUCUGAACUGAUGGAUCCCAAGUGUAAACAGAUGAUCACCAAGAGACAGAUCACACAGAACACAGACUACAGGUUAAACCCAAUAUUGAGAAAGGCCUGUAAGGCAGACAUCCCUAAAUUCUGUCAGCCAAUCCUGAACAAGGCCAGUGAUGACAGUGAACUGGAGGGCCAGGUGAUUGGUUGCCUGAAGCUGAAAUACGCCGACCAGCGUCUGUCUCCAGACUGUGAGGACCAGAUCAGAGUGAUUCUUCAGGAGUCGGCGCUGGACUACAGACUGGACCCCCAGCUACAGAUCCACUGUGCUGAGGAGAUCCCCGGUCUGUGUGCGGAGGAGGCAGUGGCCCAGGAGCAGACAGGUCAGGUGGAGGAGUGUCUGAAGGCCAACCUGUUGAAGAUCAAACAUGACUUGUGUAAGAAGGAGGUGCUGAACAUGUUGAAGGAGAGCAAGGCAGACGUCUUCGUUGAUCCUGUCCUCCACACGGCCUGUGCCCUUGACCUCAAACACCAGUGUGCUGCUGUCACGCCGGGCAGAGGACGACAGAUGUCAUGUCUACUGGAGUCGUUGCAGGAUAAGAGAGUCCGUCUGCAGCCAGAGUGUAAGAAGAGACUCCAGGACCGCAUGGACAUGUGGAGCUACGCUGCCAAGGUCGCUCCAGCAGAGGGUUUUUCAGACCUUGCCAUGCAGGUGAUGACCUCCCCCUCUAAGAAUUACAUCCUGUUUAUAAUCUCCCUGGGGGUGAUUGUCCUCUUCCUGGUCGGCCUGCUGUGUGGACGCAUCACCAAGAGAGUCACCAGGGAACUGAAGGACAGGUAGAGAGAGGGGGGAUGAACGGACCUCCCUGGGACGGACGGACCUCCCUGGGACAGACUGACUCCCAAAUGGUACUAUUGCCUAUAUAGUGCACUACUUGUGACCAGAGCCCUGUGGGGAUCCUUCAUACCUGGACCUGACAUCACAGAAAAAUAUCAAUGUUGUCAUCUCCUUGGUCCACUUCAUCAACUGGCUUUGUGUGAGAACUAACUCUAUGGGUCUCUGGUCAGAAGUACUGCACUAUGUAGGGAACAGGGUUCCACCUGGUAGGCAGAAACAGACUGUCUCUUCCAAAGGCCCAACUAAAAAAAAACAGCCCGGGCUUGCCCCAGCCACCUCCGCCCCUCUCCAGCCCCCCUAUCACCACCCAGAGCCCCAGUCUUGGGGUCCACCCGUAACCAGCCAAGCUCCACAGAGCCAGAGGAGGCAUGUUAAGACACCCCCCCACCAGAAACUGAUCCACUCCACUACUACUGAGAAGUUGCCCUGAAACACCUCCUGAAACAGGAUACUGUUGGUCCUACUGGUCCUAAAACUGGCCCUGAACCUCCUCCUGAAGCAGGAUACUGUUGGUCCUAAAACUGGCCCUGAACCACCUGCUGAAGCAGGAUACUGUUGGUCCUAAAACUGGCCCUGAACCUCCUCCUGAAGCAGGAUACUGUUGGUCCUAAAACUGGCCCUGAACCACCUGCUGAAGCAGGAUACUGUUGGUCCUAAAACUGGCCCUGAACCUCCUCCUGGAGCAGGAUAUUGUUGGUCCUAAAACUGGCCCUGAACCUCCUCCUGAAGCAGGAUACUGUUGGUCCUAAAACUGGCCCUGAACCUCCUGCUGAAGCAGGAUACUGUUGGUCCUAAAACUGGCCCUGAACCACCUCCUGAAGCAGGAUACUGUUGGUCCUAAAACUGGCCCUGAACAUCCUCCUGAAGCAGGAUACUGUUGGUCCUAAAACUGGCCCUGAACCUCCUCCUGGAGCAGGAUAUUGUUGGUCCUAAAACUGGCCCUGAACCUCCCCCUGAAGCAGAACACUGUUGGUCCUAAAACUGGCCCUGAACCUCCUCCUGAAGCAGGAUACUGUUGGCCCUACUGGUCCUAAAACUGGCCCUGAACCACCUCCCGAAGCAGGAUACUGUUG
This is a messenger RNA of Oncorhynchus mykiss (rainbow trout), 4847 nucleotides long. Lineage: Eukaryota; Metazoa; Chordata; Actinopteri; Salmoniformes; Salmonidae. The record is from RefSeq and is a predicted model, not a curated record.